AGCCCCGUGCCUCAGUUCUCACAGCGCGCCGAGCCACCGCUAUUCCUCUCAAUGUUAUUUUUUUACCCAGCCAAGUGAACAGCUAACUCCGUUAUCCAUGACGUAGUCGGUUCACUCCUCGCCAGUAUGAGAUGGGCAAGACACAAGACAGCAACGAUUCGAGGGAGGGGCACGAUAGGGGUGGUUUCGCCUCCGGCAGAGGGAUGUGCAAGAGACAUAAAUGCCAGCGCCUCUCUCGAUUUGCAAGCAGUGACUCUCGAGCAUUCCUCAGGUGGCCCAACGUCCUCAAGACCCAAUCAAGGAGCACCAACAUCAGCUGCUGCCCACAAGACAGGGCAUCAAAAAGACCACCCUUGGAAAACCGAGCGUUUCUGAACCAUGGACAGCGAGGAGUAUCGAAGAAGGGGCAAGGAAAUGGUCGAUUACAUCGCCGACUAUUUGCAAAACAUUCGCGACCGACGCGUUUUCCCAGCCGUCAAACCUGGCUACCUGCGUCGUCUCGUCCCUUCCGCCGCCCCUGACGAACCUGAACCCUGGGAAACUAUUUUUGGAGACGUGGAAAGGGUCAUCAUGCCUGGGGUAACGCACUGGCAAAGUCCACACAUGCAUGCCUACUUCCCAGCUUUGAAUUCGUACCCGUCCCUCCUUGGGGACAUGUUAGCCGACGCCAUCAACUGUCUGGGAUUCACUUGGGCUUCCAGUCCGGCGUGCACCGAGCUGGAAACGGUCGUGAUGAAUUGGUUGGGCCAAAUGGUGGGGCUACCUGAGGACUUCCUCCACCUGCGCGGGGACAGUCCCGGCGGCGGCGUCAUCCAAACCACGGCCAGCGAGGCGACCUUCGUGUGUCUCUUGGCGGGAAGAACGGAGGCCAUCAGGCGAUACCAACAGGAGUACCCUGACCUGGAGGACGCCGAGAUCAACAGCCGUCUCGUCGCAUACUGCUCUGAUCAGGCCCAUUCCUCCGUAGAAAAAGCAGGCUUGAUCGGUCUCGUGAAGAUGCGUUACAUUGAGUGCGACGACAACCUGAGUCUUCGCGGGGACCGCCUGAAAGAGGCCAUUGCUCACGACCGGGAAAAGGGCCUCAUUCCUUUCUUCCUUUGCGCAACUUUGGGCACAACUGGGGCGUGCGCCUUUGACAACCUCAAGGAACUGGGGCCAAUUUGCCUCGAGGAACAAAUGUGGUUCCACGUGGACGCUGCCUACGCAGGCACUGCAUUUAUUUGUCCCGAGUUUAGAGGUUGGCUGGAUGGUGUUGAUCACGCAGACUCGUUUGCUUUCAACCCCAGCAAGUGGAUGAUGGUUCACUUCGAUUGUACCGCCUUGUGGGUGAAGAACAGUGGGUCGCUGCAUCGCACAUUCAACGUUGAGCCCUUAUAUCUCCAACACGAAAACUCGGGUCUUGCAAUUGAUUACAUGCACUGGCAAAUUCCUCUGAGCAGACGGUUCAGAGCUCUCAAGUUGUGGUUUGUGAUUAGAAACUUUGGAGUUCAAGGGCUUCAGCGGCACGUGAGGGAGGGGGUUCGUUUGGCGGCCAAGUUCGAGUCUCUGGUGCGCAGCGACCCGCGCUUCGAAAUCGCGGCGGCCCGCCACUUGGGCAUGGUUUGUUUCCGACUGUGCGGCGAGAACGAGUUGACGGAGAAACUGCUGAAGAAGCUCAACUCGGGCGGCCAACUGCACUGCGUGCCGGCCUCGCUGUGCGGCCGCUACGUCAUCAGGUUCACGGUGACCUCGCAGUACACGACGGCCGCCGACAUCGCCAAAGACUGGAGCGUGAUCAGGGCGACCGCCUCCCGAGUGCUCGACGAGCAAAAGGAGCGGCCAAAAGUGGCCGUCGAUGACGCGUCCAUCACUCCAGAGGCCAGGGCCAAGGUUCGACUCGCAGAAACGAGAGAAAAGAAUGCCGACUUUGGCUCCAGCCUGCUGCUGGCGAAUUCACCAAUGUCACCCAAGAUCGUCAACGGCAGUUUUGCUGCUAUCUUUGAGCACUCGGACGUUCUGAGGGAGUUUGCUCGAAAAUUUUCGCAGCUUCGACUUGACGUGAAAGAGAGUCCAGCAAUGAGGCGCCGAAUUCGUGGAAUGAUGAUGUCAGGAAAGCAGUUUUCACUGGACUCGCGAAUGGAUUUGGUGCAAAGCAGUUUAGCCAGGGGUGAUCCAACUGCCGGGUUGCCGUUGAUGAGAGAGGCGUCUAUCGAGUCCGAGCAAAGUGUAGACACAGGUGGUGAAAACGGAAGAUCCAGGUCAUUUGACGGGCCAGAAGACGGCUGCAUUUACGAGGAAGAUGAAACUGGUGAUGGAGGAAUCAUGAAGAUUCGCAAAACAUGUCACAGGUGCGGCCACUGUUUGGCAGCUCAACGUGCGCCAGAAAGUCAGUAAACGCAACGAUUCCAUAUAAAACUCACAACAAGUAAAAAGUAAAACCGAUUGCAAUUUAAUAAUAUAAUAAAUAACAAGUAACAUAACAAGUUAAUCUGGCUUGAAAAUGAAGAAAAUAGGAAGAAAGAAAUUUAAAUUCCAAAAAUCAAAUUUUAGGGAUAAUGACCAAAUUUAAAUAGCUGUACCCUUUCAUUGUUGGCUCAUCUUUUUUAAUUUGCUCAUUUUUAAUUAAUUUCAUUAGACGGAAUGAGUCGAUUCAAUGUGAACUCUGAUAAAAAUAUUAAUCCAGCAAAAGGCCCGUGGGCGCCUGCCUAUUUACAAAUUAUGCAAUACGCGCAUCGUUGGUGUAAGGCAAGUUGCAUAGCCAAUAUGCUUAAAAUUAAUCAACUAGAUGAUAAUAAUCCUCACUUUCCAUCGAUUAAGAUAUUUGUGUCUAAUUAAUUAUCCAGACGUAAUUAUGGAAAAAAUACUGCUGUGCAAUGACAAAUGAUUAUAAAAUUAAUAACGCUUCGUUUUAAUGAAAUUAUCAGUGUAAAUCGGAGCACAUUGCUGUUAUGGCUUAAAUGUAACUCAAAAGCAUAAAUACUAAUAAUAAAAAAUAUUAUACACCAAGGAAAGGAAUCAAGAUGUAGAAAGUUUUUAUUGCUUUGUUAGAUAUAAUUUUAUGAAAAGUAACAUGUGUGAUGAAAAACUCGCGCAUUUGUUGUAGGAGCAAUAAAAAUAAAUAAACUUUGUGUUGUAUGUGCCAAA
Molecule: messenger RNA, 3123 nt
Organism: Neocloeon triangulifer
Lineage: Eukaryota; Metazoa; Arthropoda; Insecta; Ephemeroptera; Baetidae
Gene: Hdc
Product: histidine decarboxylase
Exons: 16
Coding region: 379-2373 (664 amino acids)
Biological process (GO): L-histidine catabolic process; histamine biosynthetic process
Molecular function (GO): pyridoxal phosphate binding; histidine decarboxylase activity
Source: RefSeq, a predicted model, not a curated record